Molecule: messenger RNA, 5325 nt
Organism: Cariama cristata (Red-legged seriema)
Lineage: Eukaryota; Metazoa; Chordata; Aves; Cariamiformes; Cariamidae
Gene: LAMA2
Product: laminin, alpha 2
Exons: 40
Biological process (GO): regulation of embryonic development; cell adhesion; regulation of cell migration
Molecular function (GO): signaling receptor binding
Source: RefSeq, a predicted model, not a curated record
UCAUGCUCUCCAGGAUUUUAUAGGCUUAAGUCUCCACCUGCGGGAAGGGCACCUGCUCAGUCCUUAGGUGCCUGUGUUGUAUGUCAAUGUCACGGACACAGUACUAUGUGUGACCCUGAAACAUCAAUUUGUCAGAAUUGUCAGCACAAUACUGCUGGUCACCACUGUGAGAGAUGUGCACUGGGAUUUUAUGGUAUUGUCCAAGGCUCUCCGGGUGACUGUCGGCCUUGUGCUUGUCCCCUCUCCAUUUCUAGUAACAAUUUUAGCCCUUCUUGUGUUGUGGAAGGACCUAGUGAUUACCGGUGUACUGCAUGCCCACCUGGAUAUGAAGGCCAGUACUGUGAAAGAUGUUCUUCUGGCUACACGGGAAACCCACAAACUCCAGGAGGCUCCUGCCAGGAAUGUGAGUGUGAUCAAUAUGGUUCCCUGCCUGUCCCCUGUGACCGUGUCACUGGACAGUGCACUUGCAAGCCUGGAUUCACAGGAUGGAAGUGUGUUGGCUGUGAACAUCGGCAUGCGCGUGAUGGCAUGAAAUGCAUUUCUUGUGAUGAUGAAUGCACAGGACUCCUUCUCAGUGAACUGAAUCGGCUAAACCAGAUGAUCCUGAGUGUUAACCUUAGUGGUCCACUACCUGCUCCAUACAGAACGUUGCACGGUUUUGAGAAUAUGACACAGGAAUUAAAGCAUUUGCUUUCACCUCAGCGAGCACCAGAGAGACUUCUUCAGCUAGCACAAGGAAAUCUGGAUACCUUGGUGACAGAAAUGGAUGAACUACUGACAAGAGUGACCAAGGUGACAGCAGAUGGUGAGCAAACCAGGCAGGAUGCUGAGAGGACUAAUGACAGCGCGAAAUCUCUUGCACAGUUCGUCAAAGGCAUUCUCCAAGCUGCUGAAGCUGCAAAUGAAGAUGCUAUAAAACUGAAUGAGACACUCAGAACCCAGGAUGAGACCUUGGAGAAGAGUCUUCCAGAACUGCAGAGUGAGGCUGACAGAAUGAUCACAGAGUUGAGAAGUAGAGCGCUGAAUGUACAAGAAAAAAUAGCUCAAGAUGAGUUAAACGCUCCUGGUCGCUGGCACUCCCUAGGGCUGUUUGUAACUCCUGCAGUUGCUCCUGGCAAUGCCCAGGACACAUCAGAGGAUCUUUUGGACAAGGUGAAGAAAUUAUUUGGUGAACCCAGUGAGAAAAAUGAGGAUCUCAAAAAUGAAGUCUGGGAGAAGCUAGCAAACUACCACGCCAAAGUUGAUGAUGCUCGAGAUCUGCUAAGAGAAGCUGCAAGUAAAAUUAGGGAGGCUGAUCAUUUAUCUGCAGUCAACAAAAAAAAUAUGACCAUGGUAGAGAAAAAGAAGCAAGCUGUAGAAGAUGGCAGACAAGAUGUUGAAAAGAGCCUGCAGGAAGGGAAUGAUGUCCUUAAUGAAGCCAACAAACUUGCAAAUGAAAUCAGCUUAGCUGUAGAGUAUGUAGAAGGCAUUGCAGAUAAGAUACAGCCAAUGUCCGAUCAGCUGAAGGAUAAAACAGAUGACCUAUCACAAGAAAUUCAUAACAGGAUGCUUCCAGAAAAGGUGUUACAAGCUGAGAACUAUGCAGCCCAGCUGAAUGAAUCAUCUGCAAUCCUGGAUGGAAUCCUUGCUGAAGCCAAAAACCUCUCUUUCAAUGCCACACUUGCUUUCAAUGCUUAUACUAACAUCAAGGAUUACACAGAUGAAGCUGAAAAAGUUGCCAAGGAAGCCAAGGCUCUUGCAAAUGAAGCUAUGCAAGCGACAUCUGAUCCUCAAGGAUCGUUGAAGGAUGGCGCCAAGAGCUCUCUUCAGAAAAGCUUCAGGGUCCUUAAUGAAGCCAAGACAUUAGAAAAUGAUGUUAAAGAAAAGAGGGAUAAUCUGGACAGCAUGCAGAACAGACUGAAAGAUGCUGAUGAGAAGAAUUCCGUUCUCCUGAGAACUUUGAACGAAACCUUAGGAAAGCUGUCAGCCAUUCCUAACGAUACAGCUAUAAAGGUACAGGCAGCCAAAGACAAAGCAAGACAAGCCAAUGAUACUGCAAAUGACGUCCUGGCCCAGAUUAAAGACCUCAACCAGAAUCUCCUGGGCUUGAGAAACAACUACAGUAAGCUUGCAGACGACGUGGCAAAAACAAAUGCUGUUGUAAAGGAUCCUAUCGAGAACAAAAUCAUUGCUGAUGCAGAUUCCAGUAUUAAAACCCUAGAAAAGGAAGCAGAUCGCCUGCUAGAUAAAAUCAAACCAAUCAAAGAACUUCAGGAUAACUUAGGGAAAAACAUUUCUCAGAUAAAAGAGCUGAUAAACCAAGCUCGGAAGCAAGCCAAUUCGAUUAAAGUGUCUGUGUCCUCUGGAGGCAAUUGUAUUCGCACAUACAGACCAGAAAUAAAGAAGGGAACAUACAACACCGUUAUUGUCAAUGUGAAGACUGUGGUUGCUGACAAUCUGCUUUUUUACCUUGGAAGUGCCAAGUUUACUGACUUCUUGGCCAUAGAGAUGCGCAAAGGCAAGGUGAGCUUCCUGUGGGAUGUAGGAUCUGGUGUUGGACGGGUAGAGUAUCCAGAUCUGACCAUUGAUGAUGGGUUUUGGUACCGGAUUGAAGCCUCUAGGACUGGGAAAAAUGGCACAAUAUCCGUGCGAGCUCUGGAUGGUCCUAAAGCCAGCAUUGUGCCAGCCACAUUCAGUGCUGUCUCUCCACCUGGAUAUACUAUUCUGGAUGUAGAUGCUAAUGCCAUGCUGUUUGUUGGGGGUUUAACUGAAAAGAUAAAGAAGUCAGAUGCUGUAAGAGUCACCACCUUCACUGGCUGCAUGGGUGAAACCUUUCUAGACAGCAAACCCAUAGGACUAUGGAAUUUCAGGGAUAUCGAAGGUGAUUGCAAAGGAUGUGCUGUCAGCCCACAGGUGGCAGAUGGUGAAGGGACGGUCCAGUUUGAUGGUGACAGCUAUGCCAUGGUGAGCCGCCCGAUCCGCUGGAACCCCAAUAUUUCCACAGUCAUGUUCAAAUUCAGGACCUUCUCAUCGAACGCCCUGCUGAUGUAUCUUGCUACCGAUGACUUGAAGGAUUUCAUGAGCGUAGAACUCAGUGAUGGGCGUAUAAAAGUCAGCUACGAUCUGGGUUCAGGUACAGCUUCUGUUAUCAGCAACCAAAAUCAUAAUGAUGGCAAAUGGAAAUCUUUCACCCUGUCAAGAAUUCAAAAGCAAGCUAACAUAUCAAUUGUAGACAUAGACACCAAUGAAGAAGAGACCAUAGCAACAACUUCUACAGGCAGCCACUUUGGGCUCAACUUAAAAGGGCAUGAAAAAAUAUAUUUUGGGGGAUUGCCAACCCUGAGAAAUCUAAGUAUGAAAGCAAGGCCUGAAGUGAACUUAAAGAAAUAUACAGGUUGCCUCAAAGAGAUUGAAAUUUCAAGGACACCAUAUAAUAUUUUGAGUAGUCCUGAUUUUGUUGGUCUAACCAAAGGAUGCACACUAGAGAAGAUUUAUACCGUUAGCUUCCCCAAGCCAGGUUUCGUGGAACUGCAACCUGUCUCCUUUGACAUGGGCACAGAAAUCAACCUCUCCUUCAGCACCAAGAAUGACUCUGGGAUCAUCUUGUUUGGCACAAGUGGCACAGUUGUCCCCCCCAGAAGAAAGCGCAGGCAGACUGUGCAGGCCUAUUAUGCAGUGUUCCUGAACAGAGGUCGACUGGAAGUGCAUAUCUCCACGGGGAUACGGGAUCCCCACAGAAUCACCAUCAAACCAGAAGCUGGCGAGUUUCACGAUGGCAGACCACACUCCAUCCGGAUAGAACGAGCUAAAGGGAUGUUCACUGUUCAAGUAGACGAAGACAAAGGCCAGACUCAGAGAUUGCCAACAGACCAGCCCAUCUCUGUUAAGAAACUCUUUGUGGGGGGUACUUCUUCUCAGUUUCAGACUGCACCUCUCAGAAACAUACCACCAUUUGAGGGCUGUAUAUGGAAUCUUGUCAUCAAUGCCAUCCCCAUGGACUUUGCUCAACCCGUAUCCUUUGAAAAUGCAGAUAUUGGCCAAUGUCCUUCUCUAGAACCAGAAGUUAGGCCACCUGAGGAUGAAGAUAAACCAAUCCACACAACAGUCCUCAUCCAACCUGAACCAGACACUAAUGGGGAGAAAGAAAGACCAAGGACUCCUCCUGCUUCCCCUCCUCCUCCAACACCAUCUCUAUCUUCAGCACUUGAUUCGCUUGCCACUGAAUUGAAGAGCGCCAGCAUUACUUCUGCAUUUGACUCCAUGACGGAUUCCUGUGCUGCUGACUCAGAACCAGCCAUUUUGGAAGGUGGCAAGCGAUUUGGUCUUUCAAGGAACAGCCACAUUGCAGUUGCAUUUGAUGACACCAAAGUGAAAAACAGACUUACAAUUGAAUUUGAAGUCCGAACAACAGCGGAUUCUGGCUUGCUGUUUUAUAUGGCCCGCAUCAACCAUGCUGAUUUUGCUACAGUUCAGAUAAAGAACGGACUGCCUUACUUCAGCUACGAUCUGGGGAGUGGAGACACCAACACAAUGAUUUCCAAUAACAUAAAUGAUGGCCAGUGGCACAAGAUAAAAGUAAUUCGAACGAAGCAAGAAGGAAACCUUAUAGUAGAUGAUGUUUCAAACAGGACUGUUAGCCCCAAGAAGGCCGAUAUAUUGGAUGUUGUAGGAAUGCUGUAUGUUGGAGGAUUGCCCAUUAACUACACAACUAGAAGAAUUGGUCCGGUCACCUAUAGCAUUGACGGCUGCAUCAGAAGUUUUAAAAUGACAGAAUCACCUGUUGACCUGGACAAUCCAACUUCCAGCUUCAAUGUUGGAAAAUGCUUUGUCACCGCACAGAAAGGAACAUACUUUGACGGAACAGGCUUUGCCAAAACAGUUGGUGCAUACAAAGUGGGAACAGACCUGCUCGUGGAAUUUGAAUUCCGUACAACACGAAUGAAUGGUGUUCUCCUAGGAGUCAGCAGCCAGAAAAUGGAUGGGCUUGGCAUUGAAUUAGUAGACGGAAAAGUGAUGUUUCACGUUGACAAUGGUGCAGGUCGAUUCUCUGCCAUCUACGAGCCUGAUGCAGCAGGCAGCUUGUGCGAUGGACAGUGGCACAAGGUUCUUGCAAACAAGAUCAAACACCGUUUAGAGCUGACUGUGGAUGACAGACAGGUGGAUGGUAACAGCCCAAACAGGGCCUCAACCUCAGCAGACACAAACGACCCUCUCUUUGUCGGAGGAUAUCCUGAUGGUGUGACCCAGUUUGGGCUGACCACUAAUAUCCGUUUUAAAGGAUGUAUUCGAUUUCUGAAGCUCACCAAGGGUACUGCGAACAGAUGGAGAAUUAAGUUUACCAUUUAG